This is a messenger RNA of Microthlaspi erraticum, 300 nucleotides long. NCBI's taxonomy places the organism in Eukaryota, Viridiplantae, Streptophyta, Magnoliopsida, Brassicales, Brassicaceae. The record is from the annotation of a GenBank genome assembly.
AUGGCUCUGGAGAUGGAGAUGAUGAGAUUAGUAGCAGCUCACAUGCGUCUCUUGAAAGAAGAGACGAAAGCGGUGCUCAUGUGUCAAGUCCAUCAGAGAAGAGAUACAGAUGCAGUGAGUGCAGAGAAAGUGGUAAGCUGUUGUUUUGCUCAAGCGAUGGAUGUGAAGUCAUGGUUCAUGAGAACUGAGUAUCUUCAGUCACAAGAUGAAGUUGCUAAGGCGAAGGAGAAACUAGUUUCGUUUCUUAGUGUAAUGUCAGAUGUUAACAAGAACAAGAAGAAGAAAGCUAAUGAAGGAUAA